AUGUCUGUUGCCGUUAAAGGAAUUUUUAUUGUGGGUGCCAAGCGUACUCCUUUUGGUACGUUUGGCGGCGUUUUUCGCAACACAUCAGCAACUGAACUUCAGACUUUAGCAGUAACCGCGGCCUUGAAAGAGGCGGGGGUAGCCCCGGACCAAGUCGAUUCAGUUGUUGUGGGUCAGGUUAUGAGCGCAACUCAAGCUGAUGGCAUCUACACACCAAGGCAUGCAGCACUUAAAGCUGGUAUUCCCCAAGACCGACCAGCAUUGGGUAUUAACAGGCUCUGUGGAUCUGGUUUCCAAUCAAUUAUUAAUAGUGCGCAGGAUAUCUUAACAGGAUCAGCUAAUAUAUCCGUCGCUGGUGGCGUCGAAAAUAUGUCCCAAGCUCCCUUCACUGUACGUGGGGUUAGAUUUGGAACUGCACUUGGGUCCAGCAUUGCGUUCGAAGAUUCUUUAUGGACCGGCUUAACUGACUCAUACUGUGGUCUACCCAUGGGUAUGACAGCGGAGAAAUUGGGCGCCCAGUUCGGUAUCACCAGGGAUGAGGUCGAUAACUUCGCGUUGAAGUCACAACAGAAGUGGAAGACAGCUAACGACGCCGGCCUGUUCAAAGCUGAAAUCGAACCUGUAACUCUGACGAUAAAGAAGAAAGAAGUGAAGGUGGAAGUAGACGAACAUCCUCGUCCGCAGACCACUUUGGAGUCACUUAAGAAACUGCCGCCUGUGUUUAAAAAGGAAGGAUUAGUCACUGCCGGAUCAGCCUCGGGUAUUAGUGACGGAGCUGGUGCCUUGGUCUUAGCCAGUGAAGGGGCAGCUAAGAACCUCAAACCUCUCGCCAGGCUGGUUGGGUGGUCUUACGUUGGAGUAGACCCUAGUAUCAUGGGUUUGGGACCCGUUCCCGCUAUCGAGAACUUACUUAAGGUCACCAAAUUGUCUCUCAAUGAUGUAGACCUAAUUGAGAUCAAUGAAGCUUUCGUUGCCCAAAUCCUAUCAUGUGCCAAAGCUUUGAAGUUGGACUUUGAGAAGCUCAACGUGAAUGGAGGCGCCACUGCCGUUGGACAUCCUCUUGCAGCAUCUGGAUCGAGAAUUACAGCACAUUUAAUUCACGAACUUAGACGUCGCGGCCUGAAGCGUGGUAUUGGAUCUGCCUGUAUCGGGGGAGGACAAGGCAUUGCCGUCAUGGUUGAAACUGUAUAA
This is a messenger RNA of Pieris macdunnoughi, 1191 nucleotides long. NCBI's taxonomy places the organism in Eukaryota, Metazoa, Arthropoda, Insecta, Lepidoptera, Pieridae. The record is from the annotation of a GenBank genome assembly.